UCAGAAAUCACAGUUCCACUGCUACACAAACAGAUAGUUUCCUAGCAUAAUAGGCAAGGGCUAACUAUAACAUUCAGGUACCUUAUACUCUCAUACUAGUUGAGUAUCAUCCUCACGUUGAUGUCACAUGAUUCCAAAUAAAGAUGAUUCUACUUCUCUAUUAUUAUUAUAGCACACUUACUCUGCAGCCACCACGGCCCGUACGACAGACACCACAAGGAACGCCACGAAUAUUCCGGCCAGGACCGCGAAACUGUUGACCUCGGCGUUGCACGCGUCCGAGUGGCCGUACUCGAAGCGCCCGCUCUCCUGACCGGAGAAAAGGAUGCAGACGAGGGCGGAACUGUUCGAGCGAUCGGGAUAGUCGGCCAACUGCACAGAGGAAACAACAGAGACAAGCAACAUAUGCAGCAUGCACUAGCUAUGCUUCGACAAGCUAGCUACGUACCUACGUAUGUUGAGACCUACUUUGUUGUGCAGGUUUGCAAGGCUGCCGACCACUACCAGAGAGAGGAUCACCAGAAUGAAGAAGAUGAACGCAAGGGUGACAUUGACGCCGCGUCCGGCCGUGACUCCGGCGCGCAACCCGCGCUUUGUCGACGAGGUUUCCAGCACUUUCUUCAUCUCCUCAGAUCUGCAGAAAACGCCCAGCACUGUCACUGCGCAUCUCGUGCCCCGCCCACAAUAUUCCUGCAAAGCGCACGUGACGACCACGCGAUAAAAGUGAAGCGGAUAAAGAAAAGCCAAGGGGCGAACCAGAGAAAACCUAUUCAUCUUUCGUUGUCAAACUGCAACCAAUCUUGUGUCUGAUUGAGUGAUCAUCGGCAAAAGAGACUAUGAGUGUUCCUCGUGUGAUCGUCCGCAACUUGGACAGGAGUGGGGUGAGGGAAGGCGACAAGGAAGAGAUCAGGGAAAGGUGUCGCGAGUACGGGCCCAUCACCAACGUGUGGAUGGCUGACGAUCCUCCGGGCUUCGCCUACGUAUUUUUCGAGUCGUUCAAAGAGGCCAUCAAGGCCGUGGAGGAGCUCAACGGUACGCGAUUGUGCGGGCGACGCGUGGACGUAGAGCUUUCUCCGAGCGAGGACAAGCGUAAGAACAGGGGUGGAUGGGCAAGUAGGGGAGCAGGGGGAGGGUAUGGAGGCGGUGGGGGUGACAGGGGGAAUGACAGGGGAGGAGGGUUCAGAGAUAACUAUAGACCGAGAGGCAGAGGGGGAGGAGGAGGGUUUCACUCCUAUGACAGAGACUCAAGAGACAAUCGUGGUGGAGGAGGAGGUGGUAGUGGUGGAGGUAGUGGGGGUGGGAGAGACUACGACAAUCGCGGACAGCGCUUUGACAACCGAGACAACUAUGGAGGAGGGGGAGGGGGUUGGAGGGGAGGGAGGGGAGGCGGGUACAACAGCUUCCGAGGAGGGGGCAGAGGGUACAGAGGUCGGGGUGGGUACCAAAACAAGUGGGGUGGAAGAGGAGGCUACAAUCGUGAUGACGGGGGGUACAGAGGUCGCGGGGGUUUCAACAGAGACAGGAACACGGGAGACGGCUACUCAAACCGAGGCGGCGGAGGUCGGUUCUAUCACGGAGGAGGGGGUAGGGGGAGAGGAGGAGGCGGGGGGUACUACGAACGUGAUUCGUACGACCGGCACAGCAGGAGAGACGACAACUUCUCAGACGAAGAAGGAGGGUCUCGAACCAAAGACUAUGAGUACCGUGAGAGCCGCAGUGGAGGCUACGGCGGAGGAGAGCACAAGUCCCAGGAACACAGCCGGGCAAAGAAAUACUCCUCUUCACCCGAGUACGUCAAGGAGGAAGUCCGAUCGUCAAAGUAUAGGAAACGGAGCGAGGGGGACGAGUACCAGCACCACUCUGGCUCGGAGUACCACCACGGAGCGUCUCACCCGGAGUCCUCCAGCAAGUGGGACUCCUCUCCCUACAGACAUCAGGGAGGGUCCCCUGAUGGUAGCUACAACCGAUCUCGGUCUCGCAGUAGAAGCCCAUACACUGCCGCCGCAGACUACUACUCCCCACCACACGACCACUACCGCAGCAGUUCCUCCAGGAAAACACUGGGUAAAAGAAGUGGGAGCUACGAACACCUUGACCAGUACCCCGCGGUGCAAGAUACGUAUUCUUCCAACCGUCCGUACGAACGUCGGGCAGACUACAGCCCCGAGCCAGCUGAGCCCCAGUACGCAGAGUACCGCGAGAGAGACCGCAUGGUAAAGUAUGGGGGAAUCUGGCCGAGGGUUCCCGCGGUGGGUCUCGCCACUACAAGUCCUCAAAGAGGUCGGGCUCCGAGGAACCGAUGGAACACAAAGUCCGCGAGGUCGAGAGCAGCGGCAGCAGUGGAGGUCGCUACAUGGCUCUGGAUGAGAAAGAUGUCCACAGCCGAAGCCGUGAUCGGGCCCCCCACCCCCGGGCCUAUGCAGUCCCGCGAGAGCCGGGCGAGCGAGAGCACAGGAGGGCUUCCCCGCCGUCUCGGCAUGCCAGCUCCCCGCCCUCCCACUCCCACUCCAAGAGUGGAAGAUUGAAUGAGCAACUUCCAAAUAGAGCACAUCAACUAAAUGCAAAGAGGAAAAUGUUGUGUACUACGUGAACUAGUAGAGUAAUGCAAAAGGAAAGUUAUUCUCAAUGAGUGACUUUCAAUUCUAGCCCUGCAAAUAUGCACACACAAGAAUAUUAUCAUGGCAGUGUUUGAAGGGUAGUGUCCCUUCCCAAGUGCAAGUGAAGUGUGUGUUAGCCCUUCAAUGUGUCGCACUUCUUGUAAAGUGGAAAAACUGUGUGUACAUCAAGCAAUUUAGCACACAAAGGAAAAACUAAGUCGUCCAAAUGAAAGCCAAAAGUGCGUACAAAUUUUCAAGCAGGAAUGAAGCAAGAGGAGUUGUUGCCCAGUCAGGUAUAAUCAAAUGGGACGAAUACCGUAAUAGAAUGCACCAGCAAAGUCAAAGUGUCUUGAGCAAAGAAAUGUCUGUUCGUCUAAUUCUCGCCACGAAGCACACCUUGCAACAGCAGGGAAAGAAAUGGUGGUAUCUUCUCUCCUCUCUAUCCAUCUUUCUGUCUCUGUUAUAGUGUCUCUCUUUUCCCCCUCUCUACCUCUACCACACACGACAGGUCUCAGACUAUCUCCCCCUCCCCCUCACCACCUCCUGCCAUCAUCAGGUCACCCCUACGUAAAUGAUGAGCACCUACUACCUUGAGGUGAGCCACACACUCUCUCUAGUUUUAGUUUUGCAUUUCUACUCCAUGACAGAUGAUGCAGGAGUCCGCUCU
Messenger RNA from Geodia barretti, 3264 nucleotides. The record is from the annotation of a GenBank genome assembly. Lineage: Eukaryota; Metazoa; Porifera; Demospongiae; Tetractinellida; Geodiidae.